Penaeus monodon (black tiger shrimp) is the source of this 266-nucleotide messenger RNA. RefSeq lists its product as uncharacterized. NCBI's taxonomy places the organism in Eukaryota, Metazoa, Arthropoda, Malacostraca, Decapoda, Penaeidae. The record is from RefSeq and is a predicted model, not a curated record.
UGUCACUUCAGUCUCUCAUUUGCCCGUGUGUUGUUUACAUACAUAUACACAGCCUCCGUAAAAAAAUAGACAACAGAUUUUCAUUCAUUCAAGAUAGAGGUUCAGGAUAUGACAUGCAAAAACUCUAUUGUCAAAACCAUGGUGGCCGUGCGGUUCCACGGGCGGCGGCUGGCCAUGGGCGCCGUCCUGGCUGUGGCCACCCUGGGCGUGUACCACCUCUGCACCGUCAACUCUCUUCAGGACCAACGCGACCGAGUGUUGCUUAG